Molecule: messenger RNA, 670 nt
Organism: Procambarus clarkii (red swamp crayfish)
Lineage: Eukaryota; Metazoa; Arthropoda; Malacostraca; Decapoda; Cambaridae
Source: RefSeq, a predicted model, not a curated record
CCUCCACAACCUUGCAGGAGGCACUGACGGCAACAGUAAACAACAGCCAGCGAAGAUUUUUAGCGGAGACUGAACAAGAUAAUCAGGACCUGCAGGGUGAUGGCUGCGAUGGUGGCGUUGGUGGUGGGUGCCAGCGCCGGCUAUGGGGUUCCUCAACCGGACUACGCUCAGCCACAGGUGUGCCCCACCCACUACCAGACCGUCAAGGAGACGAUCCACCACACCCAGACAAGUUACGUCACCACAACACUACAAGUACCCGCCUACAUCACCGAAACGAUUGUGCCGAAGCCUCAGUACAUCACUAAACCCUGCCCGCAUAGGUCUGUUGGUUAUGGGCACAGCCACGAUGGUGGUUACGGCAGAGGUGGUUAUUAUGGCAGUGGUAACAUUGACGUGAGGGAGAGAGCCGACGGUGGUGCCUCAAGCGAGGCGUGGACCUGGUCCCCGUAGGACAGACAGACCACAGGACCACAGUCACGCCCGCCGACAGUCACUCACACACAAGCUGAGGGACGAGAUACGACCGACUAAGCUCGAGCAAGGAACAAACCCGUCCUGGGGCCAGAUUCACAAAGUAUUUACGCAAGCACUUAGGAACCUGUACAUCUUUUCUCAAUUUUUGGCGGCUUUGUUUACAAUUAUUAAUCAGUUAUGAGCUCCGAAGCAC